Messenger RNA from Pieris macdunnoughi, 624 nucleotides. NCBI's taxonomy places the organism in Eukaryota, Metazoa, Arthropoda, Insecta, Lepidoptera, Pieridae. The record is from the annotation of a GenBank genome assembly.
AUGACGCCGGUUUCGCGCGCUUUUGUUGUACGAUUCAUUACCAAUGGCGGCUACUAUUGGCGCGCCCCGAUGACGGACGAAUCGGAGGCAGCGCGACGUGGUCGCGGGGUGCCGCCAGCACCCCCGCCCCGCGUCGUGCGCCCCGAACCGAAGCCACGUACCGCCCCACCAAGGCUCAUCCGCCCUUCAGAGCACCUCGCAAUGGUGGAACGGGCCAUGGCCGAACGAACCAUGGUAGAAAGGUCUAUAGCAGAAAGAUCUAUGAUAGAAAGAUCUAUUGCAGAAAGAUCCAUGGCGGAUAGGUCCAUGAUGGAAAGACCUAUCCCGGAAAGAUCCACGGUAGAACGGGGGAUGGAACGCAGGCCUCCCGUUCCCCUAAACCCCUCAGUGACAGUGCUCCACGGUCCUAGGCCACCCCCGCCACCACCACCAGCGCCUAGGCAUUACGUCCCACCUCCGAGAAUGCCAGCACCCACAAGUCCUGUGAUGCGGUUGCCGCAACCACCGAGAAAUCCUCAGAUGUUGAUGCCUUUUGAACUUCUUCCCAAGCAGGGUGGUGCCUCAGAUCUCUUUGACCUCUCAGACUUGCAUCAGAAUGUUGCUGCUAGUGUGUUUACUGAAUAA